This is a messenger RNA of Pelagomonas calceolata, 1019 nucleotides long. The record is from the annotation of a GenBank genome assembly. Lineage: Eukaryota; Pelagophyceae; Pelagomonadales; Pelagomonadaceae.
CGGCUGAUCACGUUUGCCGUGGUUCUGCGGCGAAUACGCAGCAAUACGAUAACCUGCGCCUCCUCACAAUCUCCAGUGAGCUUGGCCGCCGCAGCGCUGGCGCCUUGGUGGCUCCCCGACGCCCUGCCAUAAAAACAGGCAUCAGUGCCUGGAGGCUGCAGCCCGCUCCUGCGGCGCGCGCGAGCCGAGAUGAGUGAAGACGCAGCCGACGAGACCGCCAUCGCUGCUGCGAUUUUUGCGGUCGACGUGGCGCUCCCGUUCGACCCUUAUACGACAAAAAGGGUCGAACCUGGUGGCCGGCUCGUACUGCGCUGUGCGCGCAACCUCAAUCUCAACGAAGAUGAGGUGUUUGAUGCGCUGGCAGCAUACAAGCAAUUUAUGGUACUGAAGGCCGUUUGCAAAGAUUUCGAUGCGACGAAGUUAUCACCGCCGCCGCUCGUCGACGAAAUUUGGCACGAACACAUCCUUGAUACCCGAGGGUACCGCGCGUUUUGCGACGCGGCGUUCAAGCAAUUCGUGGAUCACGAUCCGGACGGGGUCCUGGACUGCGGCGCCCGCCGCGUGCGCCGCGAGAGGACACUCCACAAGCUGAAGGAAUGCUUCGAGGACGAGUACGACAGGCAUAUCUGGACCUAUCCUCUGGAAAAUUCCUUCAAGCGCAAAUACGCCGUCGUGCGGGACGAGCAGGGGCCGCAGCCGUCGACAUCCGGCGGCAGUCUGAACAUCCGCGUCCGUUCCGCGUCCGGAAGGGAGGAGUACUUCAAGGUCAUGCCGACGACGCCCCUGGAGCGAGUCUUCGACGCCUGGUCUACCCAGGUGGGUGUCUGUGCGGCGAGCGUGAGAUUCCUCUUCGACGGCUCGCGCGUCCGCUGCGACCAGACGCCUGCCGACAUCGGUAUGGAGGACGGCGACCAGCUCGACUGCAUAGCAGAGAUGCGAGGUUGCUGAGAGAGGUUCAACGCAAGUGUAUGUAAGUGUUCAAGUAGAAUGAGUUACUCAGGGGCCAGGGCCACGCGCGC